Molecule: messenger RNA, 3990 nt
Organism: Ctenopharyngodon idella (grass carp)
Lineage: Eukaryota; Metazoa; Chordata; Actinopteri; Cypriniformes; Xenocyprididae
Gene: spred1
Product: sprouty related EVH1 domain containing 1
Exons: 6
Coding region: 683-1888 (401 amino acids)
Biological process (GO): negative regulation of MAPK cascade; multicellular organism development
Cellular component (GO): membrane
Molecular function (GO): protein kinase binding
Source: RefSeq, a predicted model, not a curated record
CAAUCUUCUGAACUCCACACGAUACGACAGGCUUGAUCUUCGCCGGAUCUGGAAUGUGCGGCUGCUGUAGGAGCGGCGGAGGGAUCUGUGUUGCGCGCGCAGGCCGUCCGCUCUUCCGCCCAGUUUUCCAAUGUGAUUCGUCUGCGCUGAAAAUGGAGUUCGCGUAAAGCAGAUCCCCCAAACUUCCCAUGAAGAAUCGCAAUCAUUCGGCACGUUCCUGUGACACUUUCUAUUCCAAUCCGAGACGUUCCUUCAGCUCCAGCCUUCCCGUGUGCGUCGAGCAAGCUUAAAUCACCGAGGUUUUCGUUUCAUUGCUGAAAUACUGCCGUGUGAAGUUGUCUAUGAUCGGUUCGUGUGGAUUUUCCAAACUCGCUUUCGCUGGGAUUUUGGGAUUUUUGACCGACCAGGAUGAGUAAGACGCCGAAGGUUUCGUCUCUGGAUGUGAUUUAUAGUGCAGAUGGAUCGAAGUGUUGCUUUCAUUGCUUUCAUACACCGUUCCCGAUCUGAAUUCGCUGUUUUGGCGUCUCGUGCAGCAUGAUCGACUGCAGAUCGGAUCGCUUUCUGUCAAUAAUGGCCUUUCGUGGGGAUUUCACGCAGAAAAUGGAGAUAUUUGCGCUUUAUUUCCCCGCCUUGAGUGCGAGCUCGAUGAUAUUUCCAGGAUUUGGAUCCCCGUGAGAAAAAAAUGAGCGAAGAAUCAAAUCCAAACAACGAUGAGAGUUUCGCGCGUGUGAGAGCAGUGGUAAUGACUCGCGAUGACUCCAGCGGCGGAUGGCUUCCUCUGGGCGCCGGCGGCCUCAGCUGCGUCACCGUACACAAGAUCAGCCGGACGGAGCCUGAUGGCACCUGCACGGCAGAUUUCCUCAUCCACGGAGAGCGGCUCAAAGACAAAUCGGUGCUGCUGGACUGCUGCAUCAGGAGGGAUCUGGUGUAUAAUAAAGUCAAUCCCAUCUUCCACCACUGGAGGAUCGGAAACAUGAAGUUUGGACUGACCUUCCAAAGCCCAGCAGACGCCAGGGCCUUUGACCGAGGGAUACGGCGGGCGAUGGAGGACAUUAAACAAGGCGGCCCGCAGAACAGCGACACGGACACACCGGAGGACGCAUCAUCACAGGAGAGCGUGUCCGUCGGCACGCCCGUGAGAGACGUCUUCUGUCCUCGUGCCGUUGUGUCCAGCGAACACUUCCGUGGCUCUUAUGUGCGAGUGCAGCCCUUCGACGAGGCUCUCACUGCAAACCAGCGGUUCCUGCCUCCACAGGUUUCCUUCAAUGCCAGACGUCACGUGAGCUUUCACAUGGACGAAGAGGAGAUCGUCCGCAUCAACCCGCGGAAGGACGUGCUUAUCCGAGGCUACGAGGACUACCGGCACCCCGUGCUGUGGAAACGGGACACGGAACGUGAGGAACUGGACUCCUCCACCACCUUCUCCAAGCCCGAUGGCAAGAAGUGCGAGUAUCUGUACGCAGAUGCUCCAGAGCGGCACAAAGACUCUGUGAAGACCCAGCAGCCGUCGGCCAAGGCGUCCCGCAGGCGUCGCGAGGACGGCGAGCGCUCGCGCUGCAUCUACUGCCGCGAGAUGUUCAACCACGAGGACAACCGACGGGGCCAGUGCCAGGACGCACCUGACCCCAUCAAGCAGUGCAUCUACAAGGUGAGCUGCAUGCUGUGUGCCGAGAGCAUGCUGUACCACUGCAUGUCCGACUCGGAGGGCGACUUCUCGGACCCGUGCUCCUGUGACGCCAGUGAGGAGCAGUUCUGCGUGCGCUGGCUGGCGCUGCUGGGUCUGUCUGUGCUGGCGCCCUGCAUGUGCUGCUACCCGCCGCUGCGCGCCUGCCACCGCUGCGGAGAGGCGUGUCGCUGCUGCGGCGGAAAGCACAAGGCCGCAGGCUGAGCCGGCCCUUGCCGGGGUCUGAUUUUCACUGGCCCUAGAUGGGCGGAGCGUCGCUCAGCGCUUGUGGAGAGAGCGUCCAACCGCAGGCGUUGGCGGAGCGGCAUCGACGUGAGGAGGAACGUCCUCGUCGCAUGGACACGGAGAGAACGCACACGCCAACAACACAUCGUGUGUAACUAUGUGAAGAAAUAAUAUUGUGUCUUGUACAGUGAUUCUAACACGACGAUUUUCGCUCUUGGCUUUUUCGUGAGUUAUUAACCGUGGCCUUUUCUUUUUGACGCUAUCAUUACUAGACAGACAAAUGCACUAAAUAUGUUGUUGAGCAUUAAUGACAAUGGUACGGUCACUAAGACUCUUUGUGCUCUUGGUUUUGCCCCUGCAUCACGCAGCUGUAAAAUGUAUUCCAGAUGUUUUCUUUGAUUCUGUCAAUCAUUAAUCAAACAGGCACUUCAAAGGUCAAAGCACUUCACUUAGAGAAGCUCCUUUCUGACGCUUCUGUUUGAGACUUUAACCGCAGACGGUUUAAAACCCUGAAGAACGAGAAAAUGGAGAAAAUGUCGUCCAGCCUGACAUUAUUCUUACAGUGGAAUAUAAGUGUUUAUUUUACAUGCAUGUUUAAAGCUGUUUUCUGUUUUAAAUCGACCUUGUUUUGACUAAUAACCAGAUGUUUUUCAAGAUUUCUGCCGUAUUGUGCAAAGAUGAUCUGUUAGUUGACAAAUGUAUUUGAAACGUGUUGUGGGAAAGAAAGUCGAAAUCCUGUCACGGUUUACUUUCUAUGCAAGUAUUUCCACGAGACUCUCUCUGACCUCUGCACACAGUCCCCUUGCGUCACAUUAGCCGGAUUUCAGGGAAAUUUCGCAUGAAAAAAAAAGUCUAUUGUCAGUAGUGUAGCGAUGUAUGAAGCACCGCUCACACAGAAGUCACUUUCAAACCAAUCGACUUUCUGUUGGUCUGCGCGGCGACCUUUUUCUCCCUCACGCACGGGUUCUAAUUGGAAUGACAGUAUUUCGGCCGCAGAAUUUCACCGAGCAACGGUAAACACGCGCCUUUACAAGACGGCCACAACACUCGCUGUAAAUACUGAACACUAUUCCUGCAUUCGUGAUCGCUGCUGACGGUACGUAUCGUGGUUUGAUUUGACAGCAUUAUGUACAUAGAUCACCUGUUAAUACUGUUUCACAUUGAAAAGUAGUGGAGAUGAUGAUAAUAAAUGACGUCCGAGGUUUUAAUCGAGAUUCUCUCUAGUUUUGUAUCGCCGAAAGAUGAAAGGUUUGUGAAGCUUGUUGAAUGAAGCUGCUAGAAACAAUCACUAACUGCAUCGCAAGAGUUUCAUUCCUCUAUGGAUGACUGUUAAACACGAUCUAGUUAUGUCAUUUAACCUUGACCGCGCUUUUUCUGAGGCGUCCGUUUGUGUUGCUUUUUCUCCUGAAUCACUCUAUUUACGAGAGUCGAUUUCUACGAUCUUGCGGAAUAUGCAACGGCUUUUCUUGUGUGACGCAUCCGUCGCGUUUAUGUGACUACCAGUUUAAUCACGUGCUGCUAUUGUUUUUUUUGUUUUUGUUUUUUAUUCGUGUUUUUCUCUUUUCAUGGAAAUAUAACUCUGGAAUGCAUAACAUUUAAUGUACGCUCUUGACUUUUUCUAGGUGAUGAAAUGCCAGUGUAAAGCAGUUCAGUGGUGUGGGCUCAUGUAGUUCGCUUGCAGUAGUGCAGACCUCGUGUUCUUGAUUCUUGCAGUGUAUCAGUGGUUUAUUCUGAGCCUGUGAACUCCUUUAGUUUUAGUGCCAUUGGCUUCAUUCUUGACCACCCUGAAAAAGUGCCUCACAUCUGUCAUAGAAACCGUAACGCUCACGCUCUGGUUCUAUUAGUUUAUAUCUAUGUAUAGGUAUUUCUAUCAUGGUUUGAAAAUACUAAAUAUAUGAUGUAAUAUUUAUAGUUCAGUAACUCAUGUCAUAGUUGUAUUUUCUGUAUACAGAUGUAGCUUGUUACUUUCAUAAAUAUACAAUGUAAAUAUGCAUACAAAUGUUUGUAACUGUUUUUGUUACACCAUACACUUAUUACAUCAGUUAACAUUACCAUAAAAAAUAAAAGGAGAAUAUAAAAUA